GUAAAGCCCACGACUCUGUAACACAACUCUCGAACGAUUAGUUAGUUGGGCUUGCCUUCCUGAAUCCGGCAAACUCCCUCGUCCCAAACUCAGAAUCUCUGGCGCCUUCAACUUUUCCUCCUAUACAGAGCUGACGUCGUUCAGCAUUCUUGACAUUCGCCACUUCCCUGUGUGCAAGCACAUCGAGACAGGUCGAGACCACUCGAGCGGUUUCCUACGAGUACUCAGCUCCAAUUCGUUUCGUGCUAUAUGCACGUCAUCGAAACAUGGUCUCUCGUCCUUCAUUGCAAUACACUUCGCGCUUUGCAGCGACCUGCGGCAAACUCUUCGAGGGCCUCAAACCUUCACAGAUUAGCCCUCGAGACAAUGAGCUCUCUUUCUGGUCGAACUUCCUAGCUCUAGACGUCGAUCGUCCUUUCUUGGUCGCGAAGAUUAGCAACCUUCCCAAGGAGGAGUGCCUUGAUGGCCAUAAGCCAGUCAUAAAUAAUUUGUUUGAACUCUGUGUACAGCAACUCAAAACUGCGCCUUGCGACGAUGCUCGGAAGCUGCAUGCAGUCGAGAUCUUGUCAGUCUUGACCCGAACAUUGCUUACAAAACCUGAUAUGGCUGGAUGGGAGGUGAUGGAGAUGUUUGCUGGUGGUGUCAAUGGGAGCGACGAGUUCUUUAUGAAGUUCGUUACGACAAUUGAUCAAAUUUUAGGUGACACGACCGCGCCUGCUGACAUCCGUCACCAAGUGUUGCAACUCGCUAUCAUUUUCAUGUGUGGUGUGAACCAACUUUCGCCUGGAGCUUACUUCCUCCGGAUAGAUUUGUUCCCGUCCACCGUUUCAGUCGUCUUAGAUCCAGCAACGGAACGUUACGCCUUCGAGGCGUUGCUGCUACUUGCCCUUCUCGCCAACUUUCACAAAUCAGAUGCUGCGAAGCUCAACCCGUACUUGACUCGUAUCACGGAUACGAAUGACCAAGACCUAAUGCGGAAGGUCUGUUGGGUGGCGAAUUUUGCUAUCGUUACUACAAUCAAAGCGUAUCAAGAGAUCUCGGACGACUCCCCACCGACUAUGGUGACUGCCCUUGGUGCCUUCAUGACCUCGUUGCGACCGGAUCGUGCUCUAGCAUCAACCCCUGUAGAUCCUCCUAGAGAGUUAUUCAAGAACAAACCAAUCGAAGCCUGCGUUGUACUACUAUCGAUAUAUGAAUUCAUGCACACGAACACGUCGUUCACGAGGGUCCUAUCAGACUCGUUGAAGCAGGAACCCAGUAAUACCAACAAAACGCGCAAAUUGGAACCUGUACCAUGUACUCUGAUCUCACUUUCGUCAUACCUGGUUACCCACGCAACUUCUCUAUCAUCGGCGCGCGCAAUCGCCUAUGCGAACCUAUCACUCAACAUACUAUUCACCAUGGUCGAGGCAGAUGAAUUAAUAUUCAUGCUGUGUCAGACUGCUAUUGUCCCCAUUCGUCUCUGUCGACAAAGGCUGCCUGUGCUCCCUUCGUUGUCUUCAUCUAGCCCGCCGGUGUGCUCGUUAUUGGAUUGCUGUGUACUUUGUUUGCGGCAUAAUCUGCAUAUGCGGCUAGAGCUCAGUCUACUCCUAACAUCUGUAUGGAUAUGCCGUCGUGCUUUGUGGUUUUUGCAUAGAGAACAUAUUCGCCUUGAAUACCACUGGCAGGAGCUCUGGCGAGCGCUGUUUGGUCUGUUGGAUUUCUUGGCGAACAAGAUGGACAGCCUGAUCACUGCUGGGGACAUCAUCGGUCUAGUAGAAGAGACAAUAACCCUACUAGACCUAGCAUUCGUCAAGGCAGAAAUCAUCCUCCCAACACCUCGCGCUGUACACGAGUUCAUAUACGAGAUUGUGCGGUCGUCUGCCGUCUUGAGGAAAUGUGAAGUUACUCUGCACUCUGCCAGUGCGCUCAAUUCAAGAGCCCCGUCCGCAGAGAAUUACGCUUCAAGUGUAGCUUUAUCACGUUUACUAUCCGUCGCAAAUUUCUACGAGGAGAAAAUUAGUUCCGCGCAAGCGCGUACGGCGAAGGAGGCCAUGCGUGUUGUAGCGAAGCACAUAGACCAGGAUGGACUUUUCGGCGUCGGAGAUGGGGAAAUUGAGGAGCCACCCCUGCGAUCCAGAGAUAUGGUCAUCUUUCUUCGACAGGUCUACGAGGAUGGGAUGGCCUUGAUGCCGUGAUUGUGAUUCCAAUAUUUUCUGCUCAUUAUGGAUAUCAUUUCCUCUUAUUGUUACUUAUCGUGCUGUCGUGUAUGUAUUAUGCCGAUGUUGACAUGCUGUUGUAAAACUUCGACCUUGCUUAUGCUGCC
Messenger RNA from Stereum hirsutum FP-91666 SS1, 2305 nucleotides. RefSeq lists its product as uncharacterized. NCBI's taxonomy places the organism in Eukaryota, Fungi, Basidiomycota, Agaricomycetes, Russulales, Stereaceae. Gene Ontology annotation, biological process: regulation of Golgi organization. Bases 267 to 2177 code for a protein of 636 amino acids. The transcript is spliced from 14 exons. The record is from RefSeq and is a predicted model, not a curated record. Gene Ontology annotation, cellular component: cytosol.